CCUCACCUGUCAGCCGCCCUGGCUGCUACAGUCACUUCUGGCCCUCGCAUCCCGGGCGAUCGCUGCUGUGGGGACCCGGGCGGCUGCGGCCACCAUGAUACAUUUCAUCUUGCUCUUCAGUCGACAAGGGAAGCUGCGGCUGCAGAAAUGGUACACCACGCUCCCUGACAAGGAGAGGAAGAAGAUCACCCGGGACAUCAUCCAGACCGUCCUCUCUCGUGGCCACAGGACCAGCAGCUUCAUUGACUGGAAGGAGCUGAAACUUGUUUAUAAAAGGUAUGCUAGUUUAUAUUUUUGCUGUGCAAUAGAAAAUCAAGACAAUGAGCUCUUGACACUAGAGAUUGUUCAUCGUUAUGUGGAGUUGCUGGAUAAAUACUUUGGAAAUGUCUGUGAGCUGGAUAUUAUCUUUAAUUUUGAAAAGGCAUAUUUUAUCCUUGAUGAGUUUAUAAUAGGUGGAGAAAUUCAGGAAACAUCCAAGAAAACAGCAGUCAAGGCCAUUGAAGACUCUGAUAUGUUACAAGAGGUCAAGAGUCAAGAGGAUUUCAAGAAUUAUAAAGUACCUUUUUAAAAUUGGUGCUAAAGCCAUUCUUCCUGCUAUUUGGAAAUAAGAGACUGGUUAAGUUAAUAAGACAUUAGGCAUGAUUUCCCAGCAGCUGUCUUGGCAGUACUGUGAGCUGAUUACUUACCUCUGCCCAUGGAGGGACUCCAUCCUCAGACAAUGGAAGAAUACAUGAACAAGCCCACGUUUUAAGUGUACAGUCUACUUGAAGAUUCUGAACGCUCCAUGCUGUGAACCUACAAACAAGCAACUCCUUGCAUCCAGUCUCCUCACAGCCUCUGGCACCACGCCAAAAAACAACUUAAAGGGAUUCUGUGUUACCUAGCAAAACUUCAAGUUGAUAGCAUAUGUCCUUAUGGUUGCUACAUGUCUGUAUUAUACUGUGUAUCAAUACUCACUGGGGCUCUAGGUGUUUCACAUAAUUGCUGCAGAUUGAAUAGCUGCUUGCUGUGUUUUAAGCCCUCGUGGUAUUUUUAAGGUAAUUUCAAAUAUUGGUUGCAAUAUGAUCAUUUUUGUUGCCAUUUGAUCUUCUACCUGUAGACUGACAACUACUUUGUGAUAACACAAUUUUGAAUGUAAAUUAUAUUUUAUAUAAUGAAUGCUUUUCCUAAAUGUUUAAAAGUGUAUAUAAGUUUAUGUUACUAGCUCAGAUUUCAUACAUGAUGCUUAGAUAUUUUUAACAUGUUCAAUGCUACUAUAAUUUCAGGUCAGAUACAAUGUAUAUGACUUUAAUGUCUUGAAUUCAACUUAUCUUUUUUUUUUUUUUUUAGAAUUGGGAUAAAACUUCAUAAGAGAUUUUGAUGUCUUAGAAGGUGCUAGAUCAAGGUUUUUACUUUCAAUUGAAUAUAAGGGACAUUUCAGUAAGGUUGUGGUUUCUACAAACUAUAUAUUUAUUAAGGUUUUCAGAGAUCUGGAGAUGAAAUGUUACAGCAUCUCCUGUUUUUACCAUAAUACUGAGAGGAAGAGCUAUGGCAAUAUUUAUAUAGCAAUAAUUGUGAUCUCUACUACUAUUUUGUAUCUCAUGUUCCAAUUACUCCUUGUGAUAUUUUAGAUAGUUUAUUUUCAGAUAUCUCAUUCCUUGUGAAACUUUAAAAAAUACUUUUAAUGUAAGGUGAAUCUUCAAAGCUUCCGUAGGUCAUGUGUAUUUUCAUUGUACUCUUCAUGGGAGGUGGCUAUUUCUAUUUUUUUUUUUCCUCCUCUUCCCCAGAAAAAUAUUUUUGCUGACCAUAAUUACUGUGACCAUGCCAUCUUCAUACUUCCAAAACAGAAGUUCUGCAUAGCUGGGUACUGAGUCUGCUCAGACAUGAAGUAGGAAGCUGAUUGUAUUGUAGCAUUUGCUUGAGGUGUCUCUGGCUGCAGUUUUGUAUAUGUGUUCUCCAUGUAAAUGUUGAGGUUUGGUGGCCUUUGUACCUGAGUGCUAGGACUCUUGUGGUUAAGAGAAUGUGGUUGUCAUCUUUGGUUCAUCUCAUCAGACAUACUUAAGGGAAGAUGGCAAGACUAGAGCAGAAGAACAGACAGACAGAUGGACCCAUUCCUUAUUAUAACCAUUUAUUUAAAAACAAUAAUUCAGAUUGCAUAUGAGCUAAUAACUGGGCUUUUAAUAGCUGACUUAUCUUCAAAUUAAUAUAAUUUUGGUGGUUUGUUCUUUCUGAACAUCUUUGUUUCAGCAGUCUUCAGUGUUGUGCAUUAACUUUUUAAAAAAGUUUGGUAAAGAUCUUUGUUUUUCAAACAUCUUUGUAAAACUGAACUUUCUGUAACUUCAGAGGUUUUCUAGUUCCUUCCCAUUGUCUUUGGAGGAAAGUAUCUUUUGAGCUUCGUUAAAUGUACUGCUUAUAUUCUGAAUAAUUCCAUAUUUGAUCUUGUCUAGGUUGCACAAGAAUUCUUUCUGUCAGUACUCAUAGAAAGUGAUCAUACUUAUUUGAAUAAAUUCAGAGGAUUUGGGGAAGAGCUUACAUGAGUUUUUGUGAAAAACCAUUAUGUAUGUUUUCUUUAUUAUCAUAAGAUUCUAAGAAAAAAUACUAAGUGAAAAAAAAAAAACCAAUAGUGAAUUUGUAUAAAGCAUCCAAAUAAAAGGUUAAACAUA
This is a messenger RNA of Mus pahari (shrew mouse), 2642 nucleotides long. RefSeq names its product adaptor related protein complex 1 subunit sigma 3 (gene Ap1s3). The transcript has 6 exons. Gene Ontology annotation, cellular component: membrane coat; AP-1 adaptor complex; intracellular membrane-bounded organelle. NCBI's taxonomy places the organism in Eukaryota, Metazoa, Chordata, Mammalia, Rodentia, Muridae. The coding region runs from base 95 to 568 and encodes 157 amino acids. Gene Ontology annotation, molecular function: clathrin-cargo adaptor activity. Gene Ontology annotation, biological process: vesicle-mediated transport; intracellular protein transport. The record is from RefSeq and is a predicted model, not a curated record.